AUGGACGCCGCUCAGAGAUCCUGGGAGAUAGAAAACUGUGUCAACCUGGUCGACCCCUAUCGCGAUGCCCUCUACACCUACGAUCCCGCCGCCUCCCAGGCACUCAUGUCCGCCAAGCCCUGGUCCAGGGACCCCCAUUAUUUCAAGUCCAUCCGCAUCUCCGCCGUCGCCCUUCUGAAAAUGGUCAUGCACGCCCGCUCUGGCGGCAGCCUCGAGGUCAUGGGCCUCAUGCAGGGCUACGUCUCCGCAAACACCUUCGUCGUCACCGACGCCUUCCGCCUGCCUGUCGAGGGCACCGAGACCAGAGUAAACGCCCAGGACGAGGCCAAUGAGUACAUGGUGUCGUACCUGCAGGCCUGUCGCGACUCGGGCAGGAUGGAGAACGCGAUCGGCUGGUAUCACAGCCACCCGGGCUACGGGUGCUGGCUUUCGGGGAUCGACGUCUCCACGCAGGAUACCCAGCAGACGUACAACGACCCUUUCGUCGCCGUCGUGAUCGAUCCCGACCGCACCAUAUCCGCGGGGAAGGUGGAGAUCGGAGCUUUCAGAACAUAUCCAAAGGAUUAUCAGCCGUCGAGGGCGGAGCACGACGACGACGGGUACCAGAGCAUACCGCUGCACAAGGUGGAGGACUUUGGCGCGCACGCGUCGCAGUACUACUCUCUCGAAGUCUCGCAUUUCAAAUCUACACUUGACACGAAGAUUCUCUCCCUUCUCUGGAAUAAGUACUGGGUGGCGACGAUAAGCCAGAGCCCUCUAUUUACGAAUCGCGACUACAUCACGAAGCAGAUGGCAGAUAUAAGCGAGAAAAUAAAAAAGGCCACCAGGGCCGUCGAAAGUAACGCCCAACGGGAAAAUACCUUGGUAACCAACGAUCAGCAGCUCGAGAAGGUUGUCAAGGCGGGGAAAAGAAUUGUCGGAGAGGAGUUGAACGGACUCAUGGCUGCUGAGAUUAAGAGAGAAUUGUUCCAAGGGGUUGGACCGCAGGCGGCGGGAAAGACGUGA
This is a messenger RNA of Coccidioides posadasii C735 delta SOWgp, 1005 nucleotides long. RefSeq names its product COP9 signalosome catalytic subunit rri1 (gene RRI1). Gene Ontology annotation, cellular component: cytoplasm; COP9 signalosome. Gene Ontology annotation, molecular function: protein binding; deNEDDylase activity; metallopeptidase activity. Gene Ontology annotation, biological process: protein deneddylation. Lineage: Eukaryota; Fungi; Ascomycota; Eurotiomycetes; Onygenales; Onygenaceae. The record is from RefSeq and is a predicted model, not a curated record.